GCGAAUUUGUGGUUGGUGGUGUUCAACAUCAGUGUUAGAGGCUGUGUGUCGCACAAAUCGGUAACCGAGUGUUUUUUGGCAAAAAAUCACAGAAAAUUAGAACCAAAACAGUUCUAUCGUGGGUUGUGUGCUGCUGCGGAGAAGACGGAAUUCGGUUCCACGUUUUGGAAACUUCAGUGCUAACUAGAUCCGGUGGUGUUCAGUGAAUUCCGGUUCACGUCCGAUUUUAAAAUUUUCUCGAAAAGCCUAGAAUUUUUACUCAAAUUUGUACUCAUCCCUCUAGUCGCCAUGUUCGCGCUUUGGUACUUUUCGCUCGCUCUGGACGAAGUCAGAAGACGUUUUGGUUUCAUAGAUCGAAUUAUUACGUUUUUCACUGGCAAGCCAUUAACGUAUCAACCACCGGCACUUGAAUCACCAACGCCCAACGAAACUGAACCGACCGAAUCAAAUGUUUCUCCUAUCCCUGACCCGAUACCUUACGCGGACCAGCCUGCUUCCCCCAAAGUUAGCCCUGCAUCACCACCAAAACCUGCAGAAAAACCUACCCUCAAACCUGCUCCGGCACCACCGGCUGCCAAACCCGCAGGACCCCCGAAAACUGCUGCCCCUGAACCCCAGCCAAAAGUCGACCUUCCUCCAACUCCCGAGCCAAAACCAGAACCAAAGAAACAACCCAAGCCAGUUCCGACUCCUAAGGUAGAACCAACCCCAGCUCCCAAACCCUCCAAGCCUCUGGAACCGGUCAGCAAUGGUCACUCUAAAGCGCCCGAACCAGCCAAAGUGGCUGCGGCGCCCGCUGAACUGGUGAAACUGACUGACGACAGCGCGAACUCACAUCCUUCCGCAGCAGCGUCCAUCGCUGUCGAACUGCCCGGCAGCAACGAGGACAGCUUCAUCAUUGUCGAAAAGCAAAAACCAAAACCAGCCGACAACAUCCCGACGACGCCUACCGCCACCAUCAACAAGGCGGCGGUUAACGUGAAAAAUUCGACCCUCGAUUUUCUGAAAGCCGAAGGUGGUGGUCGCGGAGCUUCCGCCGUCGCCGGUCCGGCUACGCCAAGAAACAAAUCAGACACCAUGGUUGACGCUGCCGUUAUGGAAAAGAUGGAAGCUGGCUUCGCCAAGCUGGCCGCCUCGGACUCCAAGUCCCUGCUGAAGAAGUAUCUGACCAAGGAAGUCUUCGAUGCCCUGAAGAACAAGAAGACCUCCUUCGGAUCGACUCUACUGGACUGCGUCCAAUCUGGUUUCGAGAACCCCGACUCUGGCGUUGGUAUCUACGCUCCCGAUGCCGAGGCCUACUCCCUGUUCUCGGAUUUGUUCGACCCCAUCAUCGAGGACUACCACAAGGGCUUCAAGAAGACCGACAAGCACCCGGCCCGUGACUUCGGCGAUGUCGACACCUUCGGCAACGUUGACCCCACCGGCGAGUUCGUCGUGUCGACCCGUGUCCGUUGCGGUCGCUCGAUGGAGGGCUACCCCUUCAACCCGUGCCUGACCGAGGCCCAGUACAAGGAGAUGGAAGACAAGGUCUCGUCGACCCUGUCCGGACUGGAGGGUGAGCUGAAGGGCAAGUUCUACCCGCUGACCGGUAUGGACAAGGCCGUCCAGCAGCAGCUGAUCGACGAUCACUUCCUGUUCAAGGAGGGCGAUCGCUUCCUGCAGGCCGCCAACGCUUGCCGUUUCUGGCCAACUGGACGUGGUAUCUACCACAACGACAACAAGACCUUCCUGGUCUGGUGCAAUGAGGAAGAUCACCUCCGCAUCAUCUCCAUGCAGAUGGGUGGCGAUCUGGGACAGGUCUACCGUCGUCUGGUCACCGCCGUCAACGACAUCGAGAAGCGCAUCCCCUUCUCGCACCACGACCGUCUCGGUUUCCUGACCUUCUGCCCAACCAACCUGGGAACCACCAUCCGCGCCUCGGUCCACAUCAAGGUCCCGAAAUUGGCCAAGGACUACGCCAAGCUGGAAUCCAUCGCCGACAAGUACAACCUGCAGGUCCGUGGAACCCGCGGCGAACACUCCGAAGCCGAGGGCGGUAUCUAUGACAUCUCCAACAAGCGCCGCAUGGGCCUGACCGAAUACCAGGCCGUCAAGGAGAUGUACGAUGGCAUUUCUGAACUCAUCAAGAUUGAAAAGUCGCUGUAAAUCAAAACUCCCCCUACUAAUCCUACUACACUAACACAAGCAAAAAGUAAAACACGUUAAAAUAAAAGCCAAAAAAAGUAAUAAAACAAA
Molecule: messenger RNA, 2235 nt
Organism: Aedes albopictus (Asian tiger mosquito)
Lineage: Eukaryota; Metazoa; Arthropoda; Insecta; Diptera; Culicidae
Product: arginine kinase 1
Exons: 5
Coding region: 289-2145 (618 amino acids)
Biological process (GO): phosphocreatine biosynthetic process
Molecular function (GO): creatine kinase activity
Source: RefSeq, a predicted model, not a curated record